UAGGCGGGGCAGAGGAGUGGGCGGCGAAGGAGAACCUUGGGUAGUUGGCUGGUCAGUUAUUGGCGCAAGCGCCGGACCACGGCGUCGCCGAGCUGUUGCCUAGCAACCCCCGGUGCCGGAAGAGGGCCUGGCUGAACUCGAAGUGGUUCCGUUUCCGUACCUGUAGGGGCAAGAUGGCGGCAGCAACAGCCCGGGGUGGAGGGCAAGAAGGAGCAGCAGCAGCGGCGGACUGGGCUCUAAUUUCAGAGGUGGAAGUCUUGGAAUCUAUCUACUUGGAUGAGCUACAGGUGUCUAAAGGAAAUGGCAGAUCUGUGCCCUGGGAAAUAUCUAUCACACUGCAUCCAGCAACUGCAGAAGACCAGGACUUGCAGUAUGUCUGCUUCACUCUUGUGCUGUCUGUGCCCCUUCAGUAUCCCAAUGAAGUGCCAAAGAUAGCCAUCCGGAAUCCUCGAGGGCUGUCAGAUGAGCAAAUCUAUAAGAUUUCCCAUACACUACAGUGUGUUGCUGAAGCCCAACUGGGUGCAGCCAUUCUCUAUGAGCUAAUAGAGAAGGGAAAGGAAAUCCUCACAGACAACAACAUCCCUCAUGGUCAGUGUGUGAUUUGUCUAUAUGGUUUCCAGGAGAAUGAAGCUUUCACUAAGACUUCAUGCUACCACUACUUCCACUCACAUUGCCUUGCCAAUUAUACGAAGCAUAUGGAGGAAGAGAUACGUGCACAGAGGAAAGAGAGAGAGCAAUCUUUGGCUUCUUUGCCAAAAAAGGAAGUUGAAGUGCAGUGCCCUGUGUGCAGAGAGCCUUUAGUGUAUGACCUUGCAACACUGCUAGCAGCGCCGCCACCACAGCAGCCAGUGGAGGUGUACCGACCUGACACACAGACACUGCAGCACAGAGAGCAACUGCGCCUGAUCUACAAGAGGCAGCAGGAGAAAGGAGGCAUCAUUGACCCUGAAGCGGAGAGAAAUCGCUAUUUCAUCAGCUUACAAAAGCCCCCAGGUGCUACUGAACAGGAACAUGUAACCAUCACAGAAAAUGUCAUGGAUGCUGAGAAGGAUUUGAGCCCUUUAGAAGGCUCUGAUCAUACUCGGGGAACUACAAAGGCUUCUCCAGUGAAGAAUGAGCCUGAAAAACCAGAAAGACCAUCUGUUCCCUUACAUCCCCAUGACAAGAGAGAGAGAACUCGAGGGGAGAGGACAUCUUAUCGAGGCCCAGGACAGCAAGUAUACUGCAAGCCACUAGAGGCACCGGCAGAAACUCACUGUUACCUCACCGUUGAGAGAGAAUCCAGAUCCUUCGGUUGGAGACCCAAUGGAAGGAAGGAGAGAGGGCAGUGGAAUUGUGGGAGGUACAACCAAGAGUUCCCCAAAUCCUGCAAAAGAGAGCAAGUGUCUUCAUUUUGGGAUAAAAAAGAGCUGUGCACCAGGGAUGUCUCUCCAGCCAAAGAGGGAACAUACUUGAGAGAGGAGAAAAAUAGUGUGGGGAAAUGGACACCAGAGCAGGAAGCUCGAGCCCAAGACAGAGAGCAAGAUCACGUGGAAGUUAGUCGCAGUGAGCUCAGGGGGCCGGCCAAGUGGCAAGGUCAGCAUGGGAUGCAGGAUUGCAGACGAUGGGAAAAGUCCAAGGGCAGAGAACGUGACUCUCUUCCUAGAAUGCGGAGAGGCCGUGGGCAGUCAAGACCCAACUCAAGGAGAGAACCUCAGGGCCAAGAGACUGAGGGAGGCUCCUAGCAGGAUGGAGUUAAACCCUGAGAAGCACUUUUAGGGGAGAACAGUAGCAAGUUUGUUCUGUCAACAUCAGUCUGAAUCCUCUUUGGAAAAAACCAAGCUGGCUUGGAAUUUUCCUUUGUGGCAUGGGGAGUCUUACCUUUUGUGGAGUAGUAUGAGCUUUGCAAGUAAUCUAAUCUCAGGGAGCAACACAGUGCUGCCUGGAGGCUGGUGAAGAACCAUAGUGGACAAUAAAUGAUAGUCAAAUGCUCAUAAUGGGUAAAUCUGUAGUAUCUUUUAGCAGAUCUACCCUGCUGCAGUGGUGUGUGCAGAGGGUUAGAUCUCUUAAUUAGGAGGGCAGGGUUGGAAAAUAUUAACUAUUAACAGUAACAAAAGCCAUAAGGCACAGGCCUCUCUUUUUACUCUCCACAGAAAACAGUAACACGAACAGGGAUUGCCACACUUCUAGCCAUUAACUGUGUCCCUGGUGCUAGACAUGGUGUGAUGCUGCCUGUGAAAAAUGUGCCCUUGAGAAAACACUGGUUUGUUUUCCAUUCAGAUGGAUCAAUUCAAAUCCAUCUGUUAUAUGUUCUGUAAAAGAGAAGGUCCUUAUGGUCAGUCCUUGCAGCUUGUGGGCAGAGAAAGGGGCCUGCAACUGGCUCUCAGUAAUGGAUUGGCAAUUGGCCUUGAACUGAAUGCAUCCAUUCUAAAGGCCAAAUGUCCCUUGACUUUACAAGGGAGAGCAGAGGCUUAGUCACUCAAUAUUUGGAGUAGCUGGAAUUGAAGAUAAUCUUUUUGUAUCCAGCUCUUGGGGUGCAGCACACACAAACAAGCUGCAGAGACAAAACUGAAGUUUCUUUCUUUGCAAAUGUGACUUAUAUUGAGCAAUGAUCGUACAUCAAGCAAUGAUAACUUCAGGCUAAAUAAGAUUCCCCACCCCUGGGCUUGGUCACUAGCUUAUGGCCAUGUUUGUUCUGGCUCAUCUUGGUAAGACACUAGUGUUUUGAUGAAUGGCCUACUUUUGCUUGUCUUCUAAGCCUCUAAUGCUCACACAGAGUACAUGCCUGAGUAUGAGAGAACUGUUCUGUUCCUCACAUUGAGGAGUAGAGAAUACUCUUGUACCACCUCAUGCCUAGGCUAUGCAGUCUGUCACCAGUUUCCCCCUCAAGUGCAUAUAUGCUUUCAUAUGUACUUCUGCCAUAUAGGUACUGUGCAAAAAUCUGAACAAACUUGCUUCCCACUGCCAGCUAACAGUUCCAUAACAGUUAUGGAAUGAAAACCCCUAAAAAAUUUUCCCGGGGUGUGUGAAGUUCGCCAAGCUCCUUUAAUUGCUUGUAUGUCUGCAAAGCACCUUGAUUUUUUUCUUUCUUUCUUCCUGAAGUGGAGCUUUGCCAUUUUACCUCAUAAUUUUUUUUUCUGCUGGCAAUAGUAAAUAAUUGUAGCAGAUUUGUCAUGAGAGAGCUCUUGCAGAGCAUAGUGGCCAAAAUUAACUUAAAAGAUAGAAGUGUAUUUAUUUUUAUCAGGUUAUUCUGAAGGAUAUCAUUACCAACUUGUUACAGCACACUCACACGCCAGUGUCAGCAGCUUCAUCUAUGAAAGGGUUGAAGUGAUAUAGACGUAUGUCACAGAGUGGUGGUGAGGUAGCAUUUGUGGUGAUGUGAUGCAAAACAUGAGUAUUAAAAGCAUUCUGAAUGAA
Hemicordylus capensis (graceful crag lizard) is the source of this 3396-nucleotide messenger RNA. It is a transcript of the gene RNF25, whose product is annotated as ring finger protein 25. The coding region runs from base 174 to 1724 and encodes 516 amino acids. Gene Ontology annotation, cellular component: nucleus. Gene Ontology annotation, biological process: protein ubiquitination. The record is from RefSeq and is a predicted model, not a curated record. Gene Ontology annotation, molecular function: protein binding; ubiquitin protein ligase activity. Lineage: Eukaryota; Metazoa; Chordata; Lepidosauria; Squamata; Cordylidae. The transcript has 10 exons.